This is a messenger RNA of Pundamilia nyererei, 2505 nucleotides long. RefSeq names its product glucagon receptor a (gene gcgra). The record is from RefSeq and is a predicted model, not a curated record. Gene Ontology annotation, molecular function: peptide hormone binding; glucagon receptor activity. Gene Ontology annotation, biological process: adenylate cyclase-activating G protein-coupled receptor signaling pathway; cell surface receptor signaling pathway. The transcript has 14 exons. The coding region runs from base 383 to 1960 and encodes 525 amino acids. Lineage: Eukaryota; Metazoa; Chordata; Actinopteri; Cichliformes; Cichlidae. Gene Ontology annotation, cellular component: plasma membrane.
GCUGUGCGCUCGCGCUCAGUACAAAGACAGAACCAAACCGUUCACUUUAAUACAUUUAUUUAAUAUCUUUGUAUUAUUAUCAUUUUUCCGUACUUUAAGAGUUUCGCCAAACCCCUCAAACAGUUCUCCCGACAGGGCAGACAACUUAUCUGCGAGGCGAGCUGUAAUUUAUUGUGAAAGUUGGAUUAGAGCGGAGCCGCGUGAACUCACCGGGAAUACGCGGCUCAGAUGAUGAGCAGCGGUGAAAGAUCACAUCUGCAGAAUCGGCGGAAUCCCGUGCUGUCAACGGCAGCGUGGCCAGUGUAGAUAAGCCCCCUCAUGAAGUGAAAACUCUUCUCAGCUCUGCAGUAUCCCAUCCCAGCACCAACAGCAGAAAUAAGGGAUGUCACAGCUGUUCCUCUUUUUGGCAGUGCUCAUUGUCUCCUGCAGUAUCCAGGUUUCUGCUGUUGUUUCCCUGCAAAAGGUGACGGAGCGCUGGGAAUUGUACAGGAAAGAGUGUGAACGCAACAACAGCCAAGAUCCACCAAGCACCGACCUCGUGUGCAACAGGACUUUUAACAAUUAUGCCUGUUGGCCCGAUGGACUCCCUAACACUACUGUUGUUGUGCCAUGCCCGUGGUAUUUGCCAUGGCACCGUAAAGUUCAGCAUGGCGUGGUGUAUCAGGAAUGUGAUGUGAAUGGCCAGUGGGUGACUACAUAUAAUACCAGCGAGUGUGAUUCUCAUGAACAAGCACCACAUCUGCAGUACUAUGUCCAUAUUCGGAUCAUGUACACGGUGGGCUAUUCCUUAUCCCUGGUGGCUUUAGUGUUGGCUCUUGGCAUCCUCAUAUUCUUUAGGAAACUCCACUGCAUGAGGAACAACAUCCACAUGAAUCUUUUUGCCUCUUUCAUCCUGCGAGCUUUGUCUGUCCUCAUCAAAGAUGCUCUGUUCGAAACCAGCCACAUAGCACAGGGCCUGAACAGAGACGAGGAGCAGGGAUUCCCCCCUGCAUCUAUAGCUCCAAUAGAGCUGCUGGUCAACAACGAGACAAUGGUCAGCUGUCGCAUUGCCAUGGUUAUGAUGCAGUAUAGUAUCAUGGCUAACAGCUACUGGUUGCUGGUGGAAGGCAUCUACCUCCACAACCUCCUGGUCAUCACUGUGUUUACGGAGAGGAACUACUUCAAAAUUUACCAGUGCAUCGGUUGGGGUACCCCAUUAAUAUUCCUGGUGCCAUGGGUGGCGAUUAAAUACCUGUAUGAAAAUCAGGAUUGCUGGGAGCAAAAUAUAAACAUGAAAUACUGGUGGAUCAUACGCGCUCCGAUACUGGCAGCUGUUAUGAUCAACUUCCUUAUCUUCAUCCAUAUCAUCAAAAUUCUCGUGUCAAAGCUCCGAGCACACCAAAUGAGAUACACAGACUAUAAGUUUCGGUUGGCUAAGUCAACGCUAACUUUGAUCCCGCUGCUCGGGAUCCAUAAUGUGGUCUUUAUCUUCGCAACAGAUGAGUCCACCAGUGGCAGCAUCGGCUUGCGUCUCACCAGGCUCUUCUCUGACCUCUUCUUCUCCUCCUUCCAGGGUCUCCUGGUGGCAAUCUUGUACUGCUUUGUCAACAAAGAAGUGCAGUCUGAGAUCCUGAAGAAGUGGAAGCGCUGGAAGCUAGGGAGGAACAUUGAGGAGGAGUACCGCCACACCUAUAGCAAUACCCCAAACACAAAAACAACCAGUCUCUUAAACCACGCCCCUCGAAUGCCUCACCUCCCAGACAUCGCCAAAACCACCGCCCCAGUCUGUAGCCCCGAGGAGAGGCACAUGCUCGUCGCUAGCAACCAAAAUGGCAUGGUCCACAGUACGGAGGAAGGGAAGUGUGCCUCACUGCUGCACGAGGGGACCAUCAGUAACUAUAUCCUGGUAGAGGACAUCAGCAUUACUGACAAGCUGCAGUGUUACGAAGUGCAGAAAGAGAACGUGGAGAGCCACCUGUGAAAGCUACUGGGACUACUUAAAAAAGGAAGUUGGAUGGCUUUGGGCUCUCAUCGUGCUCUGACAGACUGACCUGCUCAGCUGUAAAGAGUCAAGUUAAUGGUGUCACUUUUCAGGUCGGCCCUCAGAGAUCUGCGUCACUGGAGAGCUGUCGCCACAGUCUGAGAGGAGGAUCAGGAAGGGCAUCCACGCUGACAUUUCGAAUGUGCUGCGAGUCUCGUGAACGGAUUAGUUUAGAUGUUUUUUAGCACAGAAUAAUAAGCUGCUGCAUGCUGAACAAUUUUUGCAACAGCAUCCCGAGGCAGAUAAGCCACGGAAGAUCGUAAUGACAUACCAAACAUGAAACCUGAAGUAACAAAAAAAUAAAUAAAUAAACCCCAACUGUAAGGGUCACAGGGUCCUUGCUUGAGCCUCUGCUUUAACUUAUCCUAUCUAUCAAAUUUCUGGUACUAAAGUUUAAAUACAAAGAGAGCAUUGAACUGAAUACACACAAAAAAGACUACAAAAUAUACAAAAUAACAUGUAGGUAGGAACAGAUGGGAAACCUU